Messenger RNA from Saccharomyces cerevisiae S288C, 921 nucleotides. RefSeq lists its product as uncharacterized. The record is from RefSeq and is marked reviewed. The transcript has a single exon. NCBI's taxonomy places the organism in Eukaryota, Fungi, Ascomycota, Saccharomycetes, Saccharomycetales, Saccharomycetaceae. Bases 1 to 921 code for a protein of 306 amino acids. Gene Ontology annotation, molecular function: ATP hydrolysis activity; ATP binding.
AUGAGUUCAGUAGAGAGAAUAAAAGAAUAUACAGAUAUACCUUCCGAAUCAAACGGCUACAUAUCACCUCCAGCUAAUUGGCCUCAAACAGGAGAUGUUGAACUAAAAAACUUAUCAUUGCGCUAUUCUCCUCAUUCCUCUAAGGCACUAGAUAAUGUAUCAUUCAAGGUAAAAGCAGGAACAAAAGUUGGUAUUGUUGGUAGAACAGGGGCUGGGAAAUCUUCUAUUAUAGCGGCUAUUUACCGGCUUUCAGACUGGGAAAACGGUACGAUUACUAUUGAUAACAAAGACAUAAAACAUAUCCCUUUAGAGCGUUUAAGAAAUUCUAUAAGCUGCAUCCCACAGGAUCCUACUUUAUUUGAUGGAACUGUUCGAUCUAAUUUAGAUCCUUUCGAUCGGUAUUCUGAUGUACAAAUUUAUGGCGUACUAUCCAAAGUGGGAUUAAUUGAAGAAUGCGAUGAAUUGUGCUUGAUUUUUGAGCAAGAGCAGCCUAAUUUUUCUAGUCAUAAACUAAGAAAUAGAUUCAUUGAUUUGAAUACUGUUGUGAAAUCAGGUGGUUCAAACUUAUCUCAAGGGCAAAGACAACUUUUGUGCUUGGCACGAUCCAUGCUUGGUGCACGUAAUAUAAUGCUAAUUGACGAAGCAACCGCCUCAAUAGAUUAUAUUUCUGAUGCUAAAAUUCAGAAAACUAUAAGAGAAACAAUGAAAAAUACAACAAUUUUGACUAUUGCUCAUCGAUUAAGGUCAGUAAUAGAUUAUGACAAAAUUCUGGUGAUGGAAAUGGGCAGAGUCAAGGAGUAUGAUCAUCCAUACACUCUAAUAUCUGAUCGAAAUACCAUUUUUUACCGCCUCUGUAGGCAGAGUGGCGAGUUCGAAAACCUUUUCGAGUUGGCUAAAGUCUCAUUCGAUAAUAAAAGAUAA